UGGUCACUUUUCCAAAAAGAGAAACAUGAAUACAUAAAGAAAAAAUAAUACGCAAACAACAUGAGCUGUACAAACAUGAGGUAAUGAGUGGGAAUUGUUAAAGCAUUUGUGGUAUGAACAGAUCACUCGCCGACAAAGCAGCCAUACAGGUUAAACAGCCCACUGGGGAUUUAGUUUAAGAAUGAGGUGGACGUAUGUCAAUAGAAGAGGUUAUUUCCUUAAGGGACGAAAAUAAAACAUUUGAACACUAAAAUAUAUGUUGAUCUAUGCAAAUCUUGUUAACUCUUUGGCCUUUUGUUAAAUCUUAAUAGCCUAGUGCUCCACCAACCAGUGGGUGAGAGUCCCAGUGGGUGAAUGUCCCAGUUCGCAGACCAAACCAGCCAGGCUUUGAGUCUUUCAGCUGGUUCUUGAAAUCUCAUCACACAUAACCAGAGGACAGGCUUUGAGUGUGUGUUUUAACUCUCAUGAAUCAACCCCAUGAGCUGCAUUUAAAUGUUAUAGCUACUAGCUGGACCAUAUGGAAACUGCUCUGCAUGUGUAUGUUAAUGUAUAACUAUGCAUUGCAUGGCAUGGGCACCGAGCAACAACUGUAAGAUCAAUAUUUCCCUUGGAAAUGUAGUAAAUACAAGUAAAGAGGAAAUACUCAAGUAAAGUACAUGUGUUUUUAUAUUUAUGCAGAGUCCUUUAUUUGAGAUGGCACUACUUCCCACUCAUAUUCACACAGCCUAUUCUUGCAUGAAAAAUGAUCCCUGUUUACAUGUAUACCUAAGUUUAGAUAUGCAGGCUGCAGAACAAGGAGGAUUUAAUGACCUGGCGCAUGAAUUUCACUGAAAACCUCCCCGAUACAAUGCUGACACCUGGUAGCAAUAGUAGGUCAUUACACUUUCAAACGGCUCGGAAUUAAAAUCUUCACCUAACAAAACUAAACAUGGCUCAUCGUUAUAUUCUUGUACAAUUUUUUUAUGUAGUUCCGUAACAUUAUCAGGACUUUAUCGACGUUUUGUCGACAUAAAUUUGAGCGGCGGCUCGGCGGCCCCUUUAAGAAUAAUCCCCGGGCCGAGGCUCAACCGCGGCGCGUAAACUCAACUUUGUUGUUGUCAGCAACUACAAGCUAGCUAGCAACGGAGCUAACGCUAGCCGGUCGGUCACUUUAGGGGACUUUUUCACUUUAUCAGACUCGUGCUAAUAACGGGGCUGCUUCGCUAUAUUUCGGUACAGAAACGAGUCGCUCUCACCGUGUGUUUGUCUCCUAUAUCAGGAAAAAAAAAUGACUUCAGCUCUGUCUGAUCCAACCCUAGAGAGACAUUUCAAGGGUCACAGGGACUCUGUGACAAGUGUGGACUUCAGCUGCAACAUGAAACAGAUCGCCACAGGCUCUUCGGACUCUUGCGUGAUGAUCUGGAACAUGAAACCUCAGAUGCGAGCGUAUCGCUUUGAUGGACACAAAGACGCCGUCACGUCUGUUCAAUUUUCUCCCUCUGGCCACUUGGUGGCCUCAGCGUCCAGGGACAAGACCGUCCGUCUUUGGGUGCCCAGCAUGAAGGCUGAGUCAACAGUAUUCAGAGCUCACACUGCCACCGUGCGUAGUGUUAAUUUUUCCGGUGAUGGUCAGACUCUGGUCACGGCCUCUGACGACAAGACCAUCAAAGUGUGGACCGUCCACAGGCAAAAGUUCCUCUUCUCUCUCAACCAGCACAUCAACUGGGUCCGCUGCGCCAAGUUUUCUCCUGACGAUCGUUUGAUUGUGUCGUCCAGUGAUGAUAAGACCAUAAAGUUAUGGGACAAGAACAGCAGAGAGUGCAUUCAUUCUUUCUAUGAACAUGCAGGUUACGCAAACUAUGUGGACUUUCAUCCCAGUGGAACGUGCAUUGCUGCUGCAAGCACCGACAACUCUGUCAAGGUCUGGGACAUUAGAUCCCAUAAGAUGCUACAACAUUACCAAGUCCACAGUGGUGUCGUGAACGGAUUGUCUUUCCACCCGGCUGGUAAUUUCCUAAUCACUGCGUCCAGCGACUCUACAAUGAAAAUUCUGGAUCUUGUAGAGGGAAAACUCCUGUAUACACUGCACGGACACCAGGGUUCAGUCACCUGUGUGGCAUUCUCUCGGACAGGAGAGUACUUUUCCUCUGGAGGUUCUGAUGAACAGGUCAUGGUGUGGAAGAGCAACUUCGAUUCGGUCGAGUGCAGGGAUGAUGUCAAACCGCGACAUAAAACAGUUUCCGGCUCGCAGUCACCACCAGCCGGCUCCAAGGCUCACGUGCCCAUCAGCUCACGUCCGUAUGUGCUGAGCCAGACCUCUGAACCAACAGAGCAUUUCAACAGACAGGACUCUCAAACUGCUGCCCACCCUCAGAGCUACAGUCAUAGUGGCAGCCACAGCAGAGCGACUCAUUCCCACACCUACAGAAAUCCCAGCGCUGAUUCCUCGUCCAACCACCAGACGCAGCAGCAUCACUCACAGGAGGAUCAUGCACAGUCCCAUGCAUCGGAUGGAGGAGUCCCCCCUGCUCUUGCCAACACCCUGGAACACAUUAUAGGUCAGCUGGAUAUUCUCACUCAGACUGUUUCAAUCUUGGAGCAGCGGCUGACGCUGACAGAGGACAAGCUCAAGGAGUGUUUGGAGAACCAGAUGGAGAUCGGCCUCCAUCUCCAGAGGAGAGAGGAGGCUUAAAGAUGGCGACGUGAGAGAGAGCGGAGGGGGAUCUGUUAUCACAUCAACACUGUGGAUCCAACUCGCGUGAUGUCACGAAUACAGCAAAGACUGAUGCCCUCUGAGCCUUACUGCUGCUGUACAGUAUCCGAGUACUUUACGAAUACAUGUCAGAAGCGAAGGAGUUGAAUGUUAGAAGAAGUUACUCUACAGCAGUGCUGAGUGUGCAGUCCCUUUUCUGCUGACAAAGGACCCGCUGCUACUAGUCACUUUCUGUGUGUCGGUGUGUGUGUGUGCGUCUUUGUGUUCACGGUGGCUCUCUGUACGAUAGGGUCAACACAUGCAAAGGACUUUUGUGUUUGACCAUCUUCUCUACAUGUUCGCUUUUUAUCUCAAUUUGUAUUGCACAGAGCAGCUUUUGUUAAAUCCUCUAUUUUUUAUUGAAGCGUGCACAUAUGUACAGUAUAUAACAACCCAAAAAUUAAUUGGCCCAGCCAUUGUUAUUGUUGUGAAGCUGAGAAGGACACGCCAUGAAAGUUUUAUUAUUAUUAUUAUUAUUAGUAUUAUUAUUAUUAUUAUUAUUAUUAUCAGCCUAAAUUUGGUCUUAUUCACAAAGUUCCUCCUUCGUAAAUUCACAAAUUUGGUUGAUCUUGUGUCAUUAGUAGUUUUUAGGUUUUAAAUCAUCUAAUUUAGCGGUUGUUUCUGAGUUCAUUGCUCUUAUCUUAUCUAAUCACCCUGAGACCACUAUUAUUCAUCUUAAGGGAUCAUUUUAGAGAUCGCCUGCAUUUUGAUGACAUUACAAAAACCUCUGUUGGCGCUACUAAUGAGUAUUUUCUGCACAGAAAUGGCUCUGAAUAAAAACAAAUUGAGACGCUCUGAAAACAAAGGUGGCAUAAUUAAUUUUGUCACAGUCUCACAUACACUGUGUUUCUCGGUAUAAUAGUAGAAGGGCAUGUAUUUUCUGUGCAGCACCUUGAAAACUCUUAACUAAGCCCUAUUUCUGCAUCUGAUCUGUGCCGUCUGACGAGCGUAGCUCUGAACUUUACACUGUAGCCGGACCCACACCUCCCCACAAAUGCAACCGCAACGGCCGUGAUUGGUCUGAAGUGCGUGUCCUCGUUCACAUCCCUCAGCACCAAAAAUUCAACCUCCUUCUGCCUCCUACGCACAACAAGAGCUGCUCACUUCCAAACUCCAUAGUUUGAAGCGCGCACAGAAACUUAACGCAGUUGACUAGUCGCAGCCUAGUGUUUUAUCAUCGUCUUUCACAGAAUGAUGCCAACACACUCGCAGGUAGAUUGCGUACAGUGGCGUAUGCCACCUGCACGCGUGUAGGCACAGAGUGUAGAUAUGUUGUGGGAGUAUGAGCUUUAAAGCUUUAUCUACAGUGAGCUCAGAGCUGGGUUGAGGAAGUCCAACUUAUUCAGGGAUGAAAAAUUAUACAAUGAGAUUGGUUUAAAAUGGUGAGUUCCAAGUUGGGUUCCUUUUACCUUCACAUCCCGCGUGUAAAACCUUUAUACACUGAAAUGUAAGUUAUUGUUUAGCCUCGUAAUAAAUGUUUUUCACUCCUA
Mugil cephalus (flathead mullet) is the source of this 4221-nucleotide messenger RNA. It is a transcript of the gene poc1a, whose product is annotated as POC1 centriolar protein A. The transcript is spliced from 11 exons. The record is from RefSeq and is a predicted model, not a curated record. NCBI's taxonomy places the organism in Eukaryota, Metazoa, Chordata, Actinopteri, Mugiliformes, Mugilidae. Bases 1268 to 2671 code for a protein of 467 amino acids. Gene Ontology annotation, biological process: cilium assembly. Gene Ontology annotation, cellular component: ciliary basal body; centriole. Gene Ontology annotation, molecular function: protein binding.